ACGCCUUCAUUACAUUUAACCAUAGAGUCCAAGUGACACAGCCGCCACUUUGUUUUAUCCUUUUUUGUAUCUUAACUGAUGAUACCUUAGGUGUGCUCUCGCUUUUUAACGCGGCCUCUUUCCUUGUAAUUUAUGUUCAAGUUUUUUACAUAUAUACUGUACAUAUAUAUAAAUAACUUCUAGAAUCGUGCGGACGCAAGAAUCAAUGUGCUGCUGAAGACCUUGUUGGAUGAAAUGAGGUUCAUCUGUGGCAGAAUUGUGCUCUUCCUGAGUCUCUCACUGACUUUUAGUGUCUUCUGGCAUACCUUUCACAACCAAAAAGAUACAAGAGAAAAAAGCACAGAGACUCAGUUGAUGGCCUUCUAUGAAGAAUUGUUUGCUGCAGAAGAAAGAGGCAUACAGUUGUCCAGAGAACUGAGAACAGUCUUAGACAGGCUUGAACACCUCACCAAGGAGCAGACCAGCUCCACCACAAAUCAGACAGUUGGGCAUGCAGAGAUGCGUCACGGUGCCCCAUCCUUUAAUAAGAUGUCCAACACUUGGAUCUACCUACCCCACCUGAAGGAGCAUGAAGACAGCCUGACCCCCAAUGUGCUUCUCGGAAAAGGGAGAACUGGAGUGUCCCUGGUUCUGGGCAUUCCGACGGUGAAAAGGGAGAAGCAAAGUUACCUGAUCAGCACGCUGAGCUCGCUCUUCUAUGAGUUGUCUCCAGAGGAACUGACAGACAUUGUCGUCAUUGUUUUCGUGGCAGAGGUUGACUCUGCAUAUGUUCAAGGUGUGGCAGAGAGUAUAAUGACAAAGUUCCCUGAUGAGGUGAACUCGGGCAUUCUUGAGGUUGUAACAGCUUCCCCACAUUUCUACCCCAGUUUCAGUCAACUCAAGGAAACUUUAGGCGACAGCAAAGAGAGAGUGAAAUGGAGAACAAAGCAGAACCUGGAUUACAGUUUCCUGAUGCUCUAUGCUCAGCAAAAAGGAUCCUAUUACGUGCAGCUGGAAGAUGACAUUGCUGCAAAGGAGGGUUAUUUGCAAGCUAUGAAGACAUUUGCAAAACAGAACCCUGAAGACUGGCUGAUUUUAGAGUUUUCACAACUUGGAUUUAUUGGUAAAAUGUUCAGAACGUCAGACCUCCCGAUGCUUGUGGAGUUUAUCUUAAUGUUUUACAAGGACAAGCCCAUUGACUGGCUGCUGGACCAUAUUCUGUGGGUGAAGGUCUGCCAUCCAGAGAAGGGUGAGAAAGACUGCAGCAGGAAGAAGGAUGUUUUGAGGCGUCGCUACAAACCGUCACUCUUUCAGCACAUUGGGAUCCACUCCUCACUGAAAGGGAAAAUUCAAAAGCUGAAAGACAGGGACUUUGGCAAACAGACCUUGUUCAAAGCCCACACCAACCCCCCAGCAGAGCUCAAAACUAGCCUGACGGCUUAUGAGAGCCACACCCUGGAACGGGCCUACCUGGGACAGGACUUCUUCUGGGGGAUGUCCCCUGUGAUAGGGGACUUUGUCCAGAUCAGUUUCCACCAGCCACAACCAGUGAAAGGCUACCUCUUUCGCAGUGGAAACAUUGAAACAAAUGGAGACAAGUUGUACAAUACUACGGUGGAGGUUCUUCCUAGUGAUAGUUCAGUGCUCUGGAAAAUUGACAAGCACCCAUCUACCGAUGGCUUCAUCGUAAUAGGUGCCUUCGUCAAUGGGGUAGCAGAAGGAACGAUUGAUCCGUUGAUGGAGAAGAUAUCGGCCAUACGCCUGGUCAUUCACUCAGACUCCGACGUCUGGGCCCUUCUGAGUGAGAUAUUUAUUAGAUUAUGAACCAGUGAAGGGAGUAUGAAAAGCAAAUUUGCCCUCCAGAGAAGUGCCCGGAGGAACAGCUGGUGCUAGGUUCCAUCUAGUGGUCACUAGGCUCAGGCUGUUGAAAGACUCCGCACCAGUGAAAGGAAUUUCAUCUGAAAAUCUCCUUUGUUGCAUUUAAUGCUAAUUGGAUGCUGUUAAAUGUACGACAGCAAUGUCUGCUCACUUACGUAUUUCUUUUAACUUACAAAUUAAAGCAAUAUUGCUGUACCUCCCUGAAAAG
Scleropages formosus (Asian bonytongue) is the source of this 2065-nucleotide messenger RNA. RefSeq names its product alpha-1,3-mannosyl-glycoprotein 4-beta-N-acetylglucosaminyltransferase B. The transcript has 15 exons. The record is from RefSeq and is a predicted model, not a curated record. Gene Ontology annotation, biological process: protein N-linked glycosylation. The coding region runs from base 235 to 1803 and encodes 522 amino acids. NCBI's taxonomy places the organism in Eukaryota, Metazoa, Chordata, Actinopteri, Osteoglossiformes, Osteoglossidae. Gene Ontology annotation, cellular component: Golgi stack; endoplasmic reticulum; endoplasmic reticulum-Golgi intermediate compartment. Gene Ontology annotation, molecular function: acetylglucosaminyltransferase activity.